Conger conger (European conger) is the source of this 1444-nucleotide messenger RNA. Its product is annotated as glucose-6-phosphatase catalytic subunit 1-like. NCBI's taxonomy places the organism in Eukaryota, Metazoa, Chordata, Actinopteri, Anguilliformes, Congridae. Gene Ontology annotation, molecular function: glucose-6-phosphatase activity. Gene Ontology annotation, biological process: glucose 6-phosphate metabolic process; gluconeogenesis. Gene Ontology annotation, cellular component: membrane. Bases 96 to 1190 code for a protein of 364 amino acids. The record is from RefSeq and is a predicted model, not a curated record. The transcript has 5 exons.
CCCACUACACAUGACCGAGUGGAGAAGCACUCACUAUAAGACACAGCUCGUACGGCUAUCAGUUCCUGCCGUCCUGCUAAUAAGCUCCAGCGUGGAUGCAGAAAGCACCGGCCAUGGACGCCCUGCACAACUUUGGGGUGACCUCGACACAUUACCUGCAGACCCACUAUAAGGACGCCCAGAGCUGGUUCCUCUUCGUGUCAUUUGCUGCGGACCUCAGGAACACCUUCUUUGUCUUCUUCCCCAUCUGGUUCCACCUGCGGGAGUCUGUGGGCAUCAAGCUCAUUUGGGUGGCUGUGAUCGGGGACUGGCUCAACCUCGUUUUCAAGUGGGUCCUCUUUGGUGAAAGGCCAUAUUGGUGGGUCCAUGAAACACCCUAUUACAACAAUAGCUCAAUUCCACACAUUGAACAGUUCCCAAUGACCUGUGAGACUGGCCCUGGAAGUCCCUCAGGUCAUGCCAUGGGGGCUGCUGGGGUGUACUACAUUAUGGUCACUUCUCUCCUUGCCAUAUCUUUGAAGAAAUAUGAAAAUUCCACAAAAAAACGCAGGUCCCUCUCUGUCUCCGUCAGAUGUGUGAGGGGCACACUGUGGGCGUUCUUUUGGGGAGUCCAGGUCUGCGUCUGUCUGUCCAGGGUGUUCAUUGCUGCCCACUUCCCCCACCAGGUCAUUGCUGGGGUUAUCACAGGCAUGAUUGUGGCUGAGGCCUUCUCCAGAGUGCAGUGGAUCUACAGCGCCAGUCUGAAGAAGUACGUCUACAUCACCCUGUUUCUGCUCAGCUUUGCUGUGGGUUUCUACGUGCUGCUGAAGUUGCUGGGUGUGGAUCUGCUCUGGACCCUGGAGAAAGCAAAGAAGUGGUGUGUCCGUUCUGAGUGGGUCCACAUGGAUACCACACCCUUCGCCAGCCUGUUGCGCAACAUGGGCACUUUGUUCGGCCUGGGCCUAGGCCUGCACUCUCCCCUCUACACCGAGAGCAAAAAGGGCACCAGCGCCACCUUCAGGGGUGGCUGUAUCAUCGCCUCCCUGGUGCUGCUGCACCUGUUUGACUCCUUCAAGCCCCCCACCCACACUGCGGCCCUGUUCUACCUGCUGUCUUUCUGCAAGAGUGCCACCGUGCCCCUGGCUACUGUUAGCAUCAUUCCCUACUGUGUAGCAGGGGCUCUGAGCACCAACAGCAAGAAGCAGCUCUGAGCUGAGGACACACAAGGAUUCCCAUGCAACGGGCAAAGUAUAUUUUUUGACAGAACAAAACCAUAUUUUUUCUUAAAACCUGUAUCAGUAUCUUUUUCAUUGGACUUUCUGAAUGGCAUGAGGGAUAGGUUAUAUGCUGUAAAUGGAUUAAGCUUUUCUUAUGUUUCCAUAUCCAAUGGCUUCCUCUCGACUAAAUUAAGGACAAAUGUAUUAUUACCUGCUGAGCAGGGUACUUUUUUUUUUUAAAGAUACUA